AUGACGAUGUCUCGGCGGACACUCGUACUCUUUGGCGGCGCCUUAGUAUUGCGACUAGCACUACUGCUCUACGGCCACUUUCAGGAUCUUUAUAUGACUGUCAAAUAUACGGACGUGGACUACGACGUGUAUACAGAUGCGGCACGGGAGAUGAUGGAGGGCAAUUCCCCUUUCGAGCGCACGACGUAUCGCUAUACUCCAGUGCUAGCUUUUCUGCUGUUGCCAAACAUUUACGUGCAUCAAGAGUUUGGGAAACUGCUGUUUGUGGGCUGCGAUCUCCUCGUUGGAUACGUUUUGUACCAGAUUUUAAGACUGAGAGGACUUCCGGAUAAAAAUGCUAUUAAUUAUUGCAGUUUGUGGCUGUUUCAUCCAUUCUCGGUCAAUAUCUCGACGCGAGGUAAUGCGGAUUCUAUUGUGGUGCUUCUGGUGCUGCUCUCAUUGCUUUUGAUCAUGCGAAAACAACUUGUACUGUCGGCUUUGACAUAUGGCGCUGCUGUCCACUUCAAGAUCUAUCCCAUCGUCUAUGCGUUGGCAUUUCUUGUGUUUCUCAACGAAGACUUUCGGGCAGCAAAUGCCAUACGGGCCUCUUCGUGUAACUCUUUCUGUUGCUUUUGGAUGCAACUUGCGGGGCAGCUCAAUCGUGACCGCCUAGCUUUCGGUCUUGUGAGUGGAGGGAUAUUCCUCAUGCUUGCAGCGGGCUGUUAUUAUCUCUACGGAUUUCAAUGUCUGUACGAAGCUUAUCUUUACCAUUUCACUCGUACGGACAAUCGACACAACUUCUCGCUCUACUUCUACGAUCUUUAUCUCCGAUACAACACUUCAUCGGGUUUUGGAGUUGGUCUUCUUGCUUUCCUGCCUCAACUGACGUCACUUGUUGCAAUUUCAUUCUCUUGUGGCCGCGACCUACCCUUCGCAUUGUUUGCACUGACGAUGGUCUUCGUCAUAUUCAACAAGGUCUGUACGGCACAGUAUUUCUUGUGGUACACCGCCUUCCUACCUCUCAUUUUCCCGCUGACAAGCCUACAACUCAAGUGGAAGGGCGUGGCUAUGAUUGCUGCGUGGCUAGGAGGCGAGCUGCACUGGUUGUAUUGGGCAUACCACUUGGAGAUGCAAGGUGUCAACACUUUUUUUCCCCUCUGGGUAGCUGGCCUCGUCUUCUUCUCAGUGAACGUUAGCAUUCUUGCCACACUAAUGCGCUACCAUUCGUUCACACCCCUAUUCUAUAAUGGUGAAGUUCUUCAGUUGGUGCCAAGUGGCCGAGCUAAACUUGAAUAA
Molecule: messenger RNA, 1275 nt
Organism: Peronospora farinosa
Lineage: Eukaryota; Oomycota; Peronosporomycetes; Peronosporales; Peronosporaceae
Source: the annotation of a GenBank genome assembly